This is a messenger RNA of Encephalitozoon hellem ATCC 50504, 1194 nucleotides long. RefSeq names its product histidine acid phosphatase. The record is from RefSeq and is a predicted model, not a curated record. Gene Ontology annotation, biological process: dephosphorylation. Gene Ontology annotation, molecular function: phosphatase activity. The coding region runs from base 1 to 1194 and encodes 397 amino acids. The transcript has a single exon. Lineage: Eukaryota; Fungi; Microsporidia; Unikaryonidae.
AUGAUAAAAACCCUUCUUGGGAUGAGCCUUCUAUUUGGUGGAGGACGGGAUACAAGAAACAUAAGUACUGAGAAGGAUCUAGAGCAAUUCCGUAGAUACUGCCAGUCGGGAUAUAAGUUUAUACCAAAAGCAGAGAACUAUAAUCUUGAAAAGCUAUUUGUAAUAUUCAGGCACGGUGCCCGGGCCCCCACCAGAAAUCUCACAAGGGCAUGGGAAGGCCAGGAAUGCAUGUCAUGCAACCUCAACAAUAGCAUGAUAUCAGACUGUAAGAGGAAGGAGUGCAGCGAGGGAGACCUAACGUAUAGAGGAUUCAAGCAAAUGGACACCCUUGGGAAAUUUAUAAAGAAUAAUUAUAAGUCUCUUCUUUUUGAUAAGAAAAUAGAGCAGGGGAGCAUAAAGAUGAGGGCUACAAAAGUACCCAGAACGCACUCUUCUCUUGCCGGGGUUAUAAGAGGCCUUACUGGGGAUACUGUGCUGCAGAAUGUAGAAAUACCCGUGAGUGACGAUACCUUAUUAAACACUUUGGGGUGCACAUCCCAGAAAGAAAAGGAGGAUGUCACGGCAUUUUUCGACAAACCAAAUAUAAUCCAAGACAAUCAUGCGUUCAACCGCCAUCCAAGGCCGCAAGAAAGAGUGGAUCACUACUAUACAAGCCUAUGUAGCAGAGUUCAGGUAGACUGCAAGGAGCUGAAUUGUGAUAUAAAGAGCGUGGAAGAACACAUAAAAGCAGCAAAUGAUGCCUGGGAAUAUCUGGCAAAUAUCGGGGGUAGUACCGAUGAAAGAAGAAAGACCACAUUUGGAAGGUUUGCCAGGGACUUGCUUCUUGACAUAGGAGAGGAAAAAUACAUCUUUCUUUAUUCCGCGCAUGAUUCCUCCAUGAGUGCAGUACUCACGGGCCUUGACACAGGGAUAUCCGAAUGGCCUUCGUAUGCAUCGGCACUAUUUAUCGAGGUGUGGUGUAAUAUGGGAAAGCAGUAUGUCCGGAUGGUGUUCAAUGAUAGAGUGGUUAGGCCAAAGUCAUUCCCAAGUGACUACAUUCCUAUAAGAGAAUUCAUGGGGUUUCUGAAGAAGACUAUUCCCAGCGCUCCAGAUAAAAAUCCAGAAAAGCCCGAUUCCAAAGACACAAGGGAUGACACAGACACAGAGGAGAAAAUAGAGAAAAAUGAGGGUGCAGCGAAGACCAACCCUGCUUAG